This is a messenger RNA of [Torrubiella] hemipterigena, 1986 nucleotides long. NCBI's taxonomy places the organism in Eukaryota, Fungi, Ascomycota, Sordariomycetes, Hypocreales, Clavicipitaceae. The record is from the annotation of a GenBank genome assembly.
AUGCGUUCUACGCUAGUGAGUGUAGCUGCGGCUCUUCCAGCCGUCACCCAGGCUGCCCUAUCUGCCCAAAAUCUUGCCAUUGUUGAUGACAAUCGCAUGGUCCAGGUAGAUGGCAUCUUGAAGUUCCCCGUCACUGGAAAUCACGGCGAUAUUCCUGAAUAUGUCCUCAACGGCCCAAGCAAGAGGCAAGAUGGAUCUGCCCUUGGAAACCAGUUGAGAGGAAACUUUUACACAAUUCCUUUAAGUAUCGGUACUCCAGGCAACAGAGUCGAUGUCGUUUUUGACACGGGCUCCUGGGAACUUUGGGUUAACCCCAUUUGCUCCAAGUCGCGCAACCCUGCCUUUUGCGCAAAGUUUGGUCGACUCACGGAUAGCACGUCCAUCCAGAACCUGAAAGCGCAAACCAACCUCACUUACGGUACUGGCUAUGCCUUCAUCGACUAUUUCCAGGACACAAUUGCAGUUGGCUCUGCAAGACUUUCAAAGCAAAUCUUUGGUGUGGCCAAAGACAGUGCCUUCUGGGAAACGGGUAUCAUGGGAACUGGUCCCAGCCCCAGAGGAUUCAAUGACCCCAAGGCAGGCUACCUCUUUGUAGAUACACUCGCCAAGGAAGGUAUUACAAAAAGUCGUGCUUUUGGUUUGGAUCUUGCCGGCAUUGACUCUCAGCGUGGCAGUGUCGUGUUCGGUGGUGUUGACAAGAAGAAGUUCCGUGGAACCCUUGAGCGUCUUCCUAUUGUCACAGCCGCCAACACUCCCGAUGGCGCCGCUCGAUACUGGGUCACUCUGGAUGGCAUCUCACUCUCCGCUGAUGGUAAAUCGACUCAGGUUGUCGGAAGUCAAACUGUCUUCUUGGACUCUGGCGCCCAGGUUGCAAACCUACCCCAGUCUGUUGUUGACCAAAUCGUCAAGGUUUUCCCCGGCGCGAAGCUGGCACAGUACGGUCAGUAUCAAGUCGCCUGUUCGCUUCGAUCUUCAGCCAAUACCCUCGACUUCAAAUUUGGCAAAACUACCAUCAAGGUUUCUUAUAACGACUUCAUCUACCAAUACCCAGGAUCCGACUAUUGCUAUCUCGGCGUCCAGGUUGCUUACGGCCAGAUGUACAGUUUGGGUGACAGUUUCCUCCGAUCUGCUUACGUUGUCUACGAUCAAGACCACCAAGAGCUCUCCAUUGCCCAGAGUGCUGACUGCGGAACUAACCUAGUCCCAAUCGGGCCUGGUCCUGCUGGUCCUCUAGUGGGCGAUUGCAACAAGCCCCCAGUGACCUCUUCCACAACAUCCAGCGCUGUCGCUACUCAGUCCAGCGCCAGCUCCAGCACCAGUUUCUCCUCCUCGUCUCAGAUGACUUCAAAGACCAACCCCUCUUCAUCAGCUGCUACAAACAGCAAGUCUGAGAGCCAAUCUAAGUCGCAAACUAUUGCGUCCUCUAACACCAACGGCGCUACAUCGACUUCUAAGCCAAGUGUCACCCACAUCUUCACCAACAGCAGCACAAUUGCUACGCAGACCACGGCAUACCCUACUUACACUUCCACCUUUACCACUACUACAGUAUAUACCAUCACAUCCUGCCCCCCCGUCGUGACCAACUGUCCAAUUGGCCAUAAGACCACCGAAAUUAUCGAAGUGACAACUACUUGGUGCCCUGGAGAAAGCCUGACAAAGAACCCAGUCACCUCGACUGCCGUGGUCACUCCGAUUGGGCCUUCUUCCCUCGGCUGCCAUGGUAGCAACUGCCCCGUCGUUGGACCGCAGUCAUCCAACUCUGUUGCACCUCUAUUGCCAGGAGCUUCGAGCUCUGUCAAUGUGCCACCCACCAGCGGGACAUCGUCCGUACAAGUCUCCAACGAAGCCACAGGCUCUUACACGCCUAGCGCCCAGCCAUCCGCAUCUGUUCCUGUAACGGCCAGUGCUCCUCUAACAUUCCAGGGUAUGGGUUACACGCUACUUGGUGCAACGACCGUCACUAUCUUAGCUAUGAUGCUUUAG